AUGAGGGCGACCGUAACAAGCAAAUUGCAGGAUAAAUUUGAUCAAUUCUUCAAAGCCAAAAGGCAAGAUUUUUCAAAUGCGCUUAGUUCUACUCCUGAGAUUCCUUCCGAAGAGCUUUGGAUUGUUGAGUUUACUACUCAAACUCUCAACCAAUUGACCAAACAUUUGCAUGCACACAGUCAGAGUUUGCAACAAUGUGUUGCACACGUGUUUGAAAAACAUGAGGCUGAAAUACUCGCAAAUCUGAAAACAACUUCUUCUGAGAUGGAAAUCGUUCUCGAUAAGAGCAACCAAGAAGAGAAGUGGUGGAAAAAUUGGAUCGAAAGCCGAGAGUCGUUUCAAAAGACACAAAUUAAGUCAAAUAUAACAGAUGCAGCAGAGCUCAUAAGGGAAAGGAUCCUCAUAGUUCAUAAGGAGGAAGUUUCUUCACGACUUAACUUUAUUCGGAAUCAACUGGUACAGUUUGAUGCGUUUGUUAAAGACCACCGUCUAGCUAUACUGUUGAAAGUGUACAAAAUGUACAUGAAAAAGAAAGGAUGGUCAUCUAGACUGAGAAAUCAUCAAACAUUGCUAGUCACAAAACUAAAGCAUGCGGAAGAGAAACUAAGUAGAAGUCGCCUUGAAAACACUUAUAACCAGCAUCGUAGUGAAAACUACGAGUCGGAAAUGGAAACUCUUUCGAAGGCUGUGGAAGAGUUCAACAGCGAGACUUCGAAGGUUGCAGAUGGGUUAAUUAGCGAGAUUUCUGAAGAUCAAAAAAUUUACGAUGACGAACAAACCGAGAAGCUAAAACAAAUGACUGAGAAUGCAGACCAGAUAGCAGCUCAAAUUGUACAAACCAUUAUCAUCAAUGGUAUGAGGAACUUUUUCGCUAAAAAAGUUACGGAGAAAAUUGAUGUUUUGAAGUCAGUAUGUCUGAGAAAAGCAGAAAAGGCGAAAAAUGACUUGAUGAGAGAAAUUGAAUUCCAGAAGGAACAAAGAGCCGUAAGCACAAGCCGAGAACAUAUGUGCUCACAAAUUUCCUGUAACAUUACCGAAAAACUGAAUUUUGACAUUGAUCUCUAUCCCAAUUUCGUUCAACUGAAUUUGGACUUUGAUCUCUAUCCCAAUUUCGUUCAACUUCUUAAAGAGAAGGGUGCAAAACAAAUUGAGGAAUGGCUCAGCCCAAACGCACUGAAACCGCAUGUUAAUAAAGUGGAACUGGUAGCAGCAAUGGAAAAAAUUAGAACAGAUGAAACGUUCGCCAGGAAUAUAAUAUAUCAAGCUCUGCCUCCAAUUAGUCGUGGAAUGAGAGAAGCAGUCAUCGAAGCGCCAUAUGUACCAAGGAUCUUUCGGUGGGCGCCUUUGGCAGAAUAUACGCAAUCGUUUGUGCGGACAACGUAUAAAGACAAAGCCUCGGAUGAUGAUAUAAUUGACGUGAAGGCGAAAAUCUUGAAUUUUUUAGAAAGAGACUACGGAACUGAUGGCAAGUUUUCAAUAUAUCAUUUACUUGGAUUUCAACUUCUGAAAGUGCCUGAAUCAAGUUCAAUUCUUAGUGCCCGAGAAGCGGCUCAGAAAUUGGAAAAAACUCAGAACGCCUUUUCUGGCGAAACAAAUUUAAUCGCACAAUUUGGACGACCAAAAGAUGGCGGUAGUGCUUGGGAUGAAUUCGUUCCAUACUUUUACGGUGAUGCUGAUAUUGAAAAAUGCAUACAUGAAGUACACAGGUUGACCUCAGAUGUUGCAUACAACAAUCAUUGCAAAAUUGUUUUGUUUAUUUCGAAUGGCAAGCCAUUUGUUAUAACCGAUCUCGAAAAAUGGGAAGUAUUUCCAAUGCCAAAUUUCUUUCCAACCAACGGAGCAGUAUCUACAGAAAGUCUCGAAAUAUAUCUGGAAAGAGAAAAAUCAGAUCUCAAAAUGUAUUUGACAAACGAAACGAAAGAGCUCAAAAUGUUUCUAGCAAGAGAAACGGAAGAGCUCAAAAGCUGGGGCUAUUUCAAUAUGAGGAAGUUGACACGUCUAAAACAAAGAUCUGUUUUCAGAUUGAAGUUGGAAAAUCAACAGAAAAGAGCAGAAAUGCGAAACUCAAGAAGUUCCGGCUUGAGCAACACCACUGAUUAUUCCUCUUCCCACUCGGCCAAAUAUGAACAUGGAAAGUCGAAUGACCGCCGUAAGCACAAACAUGAUUUGGGAGCAGCAGCCGGAGGCAAUUUACCCGGACACUGCCAGGCCGAUGAGGGACCUGGAGAGGGUUCAGUGCGAAUGGAAUCAAGCUAUUCCUGA
Molecule: messenger RNA, 2262 nt
Organism: Symsagittifera roscoffensis
Lineage: Eukaryota; Metazoa; Xenacoelomorpha; Acoela; Convolutidae
Exons: 5
Coding region: 1-2262 (753 amino acids)
Source: RefSeq, a predicted model, not a curated record